AUGGUACUCGCCGACAACAGCGCGUUUUUAGAGGAGCUCGGCCGCUUGUACGAGCAGAACCGCAAGACAGGCUGUGGAUCUGUCUGGGUGACCCUGAAGCGAACAUUCCCUGCGCUUGACGGUGUCCGCGGCUUAAAGCGUAAACGAGCCCUGCAGGACGAGGAUAAGAGUCAGGCAAGCGUGUGUCUGAUACGCGCUACCAACGGAAGAAAGAAGAUUUCUACACAGGCAAGUAUUUACACCGCACUCAAAGAAAUUCAGUUUAGUGGCGCGCUCAUGGGAGUCGUGCGGCUAAAUGCUGAUGAACUGCGGCCCGCACAGCGAGCUCCAAGGAAAAAGGUCAAUCCGGAGGCACAACCCAGCGACGCCGCCUGUUCACAAGGCAACAAGAGAAUGCGAAUGCACCAGAAACCGUCUGCCGGGGACGAGGAACAGCGAGCGACAGACUCGCGGAAGGGGAAUCGUGGUAUGGAGAAGAGGGAAGAUUGUGCGACUGAGAAUGUAGGCGGGUGUAACGUUGGCAUCAGGCCACGAUAA
Molecule: messenger RNA, 537 nt
Organism: Besnoitia besnoiti
Lineage: Eukaryota; Apicomplexa; Conoidasida; Eucoccidiorida; Sarcocystidae
Product: signal recognition particle 14kd protein
Exons: 3
Coding region: 1-537 (178 amino acids)
Biological process (GO): SRP-dependent cotranslational protein targeting to membrane
Cellular component (GO): signal recognition particle, endoplasmic reticulum targeting
Molecular function (GO): 7S RNA binding; endoplasmic reticulum signal sequence receptor activity
Source: RefSeq, a predicted model, not a curated record